This is a messenger RNA of Heteronotia binoei (common prickly gecko), 1314 nucleotides long. RefSeq names its product growth arrest and DNA damage inducible gamma (gene GADD45G). The record is from RefSeq and is a predicted model, not a curated record. Gene Ontology annotation, cellular component: cytoplasm; nucleus. The coding region runs from base 192 to 701 and encodes 169 amino acids. Lineage: Eukaryota; Metazoa; Chordata; Lepidosauria; Squamata; Gekkonidae. Gene Ontology annotation, biological process: regulation of cell cycle. The transcript is spliced from 4 exons.
GGCAAAGAAGUUCGGCAGCCUAUAAAAAGGCGAGCGCGGCUCUCUUCCUGUCAUACUCCGCUUGGGAAUUCUAGAGCUAACUGGAGAAGACCUGCGAUUUUUGUAGGGGCGUCUCUUUAACCUCCGAGCGAGCCUUGUGUGGAUAAAUCGUCGUGUUUUGCUGUCUUUGCUUCCUGCCCGUUUGGACCAUUAUGACUCUGGAGGAAACUCACGGACAGGAGCCGAUGCCUGAGACUAGCGCCAGCAGCGCUAGCAGCGCCACGAGCGGCAGCAGAAUGCAGAGCGCCGGCAAAGCCCUCCAGGAGUUGCUGGUCUCCUCGCAGCGCCGGGGCUGCCUGACGGCGGGCGUCUACGAGUCGGCCAAGCUGAUGAAUGUCGAUCCUGACACUGUGGCCUUCUGUCUGCUGGCAGCAGAUGAGGAGGACGAGGGGGACAUUGCCCUCCAGAUCCACUUCACCCUCAUCCAGGCUUUCUGCUGCGAAAACGAUAUUGACAUUGUGAGAGUGAGUGAUGUCCAAAAGCUGGCCAGCGUUGUGGGGGCCAGCGAGGACGCUGGGGAGCCGCGAGACCUCCACUGCAUCCUCAUCACGAAUCCUAAUGAGGAUGCCUGGAAAGAUCCAGCCUUGGAAAAGCUAAAUUUGUUUUGUGAGGAGAGUCGGAAUGUCAAUGACUGGGUGCCCAAUAUCACCCUACCUGAGUGAUGAAAAUCCAGUGCAUGGGAGAGGUUGAAGCCUUUUUGCAUUCUCAUCGUGGAGUUGCACACCCGGGAAACCCGGCCAGUGGCUGAUUCUGUGGAUUAGCCAAGUCAACAGCUUGGAUUAAGUCGCUGGAACAACACGUGGUGUGUUCUUGUGGAGAAAGGAGAGAAGCAAAGGAGACAAGGGGGAAUGGCUCAUGCCAACAGAGAAUCCUUACUAUGCUGCAGUGCUGGAAAAGCUCAUGGAGUUGGAAGAACUGCAAGUUGUUAAGUGCAGAAGGAAAAAAACCCCUGUAGGUUUCCAGGUCAGGUGGAAUGUUGUGUUAGAAAGCAGGGAAGAAAAAUUGGAAACUGGACACAGGUGGCAUGGGAAGGUAUGGACACAAUAUUGUAAUUAAGAACUGCUCCUGGGGGUGUCCAGAGCCCCACAACAAGAGAGACUGGAACUGUAGUACUCUUUGGUACUUUUACAGAGACUUUGAUGCUGAUCAAUGUACUGAAGAACUUGUGGACUAUGUUCUGCAUUGAUAACUAAUUUUGCAAUAAUCUUUUAAAAACUGAAUUCAUGCUGCUAUGGAGGAUCUUCUGCAUUUUGUAAUAAACGUAUUGAAAACUAA